UGCGCGCGCGCAGUGAUGGCGUCACUGACGGUCUCCGCCUCCGCCACGUCGGUCUCCUUGACGACGGGCGCCAAACCUCUGGGAGCCUCCGGGAGCCUCCGGGACGCAGCGGCGGCUGGGAUGCUAAGCGGAAGGGUUCGCGGGCCCUUGCAGAUGGUACAACGCCGCAGCCAGGAGCUCCGACAACAGGUUGGACGUUUGCUUUCUGAGAGUCAACUGGAAGGAGCCCUAGAUGCCAGUAAAAGGCAGGAUAUUUAUCAAAGAUGUAUCCAGCUGAAAAGAGAAAUAGAUGAAAACCGAACAGCUCUUAAAAAUUUAAACAAGGAUGAUGAGCCAGCACCAGUGGGGAACUACAACCAGAGAAAAGAAGAUGAAGACAGUAUUUUGGAAAAGCUUACAAAGCAGCUGCAAGAACUUGCUGAGACUAUAAGUAAAGAAAACGUAACUCCAGAGGAGAAAGUUCAGAACAUUUCCCGGGCUGAAGAAGUGGAAGAAGACUCUGAGGAAACUGAAGAUGAGGAGGAGGAGGAUGAGGAGGAAGAUGACGAUGAUGAUGAUGAGGAGGAUAUUAGUGAAGAUGAAGAAAGUGAAGAAAGCAACGAGGAGGAUGAGGAAGUAGAAGAAAAGGAGGAAGAUGACUCUAGUGACGAACAGCCAACUAGUAAAGAAUAUAUUGCUGUGGGUGAUUUUGUCGCUCAGCAAGCAGGAGAUCUCACAUUUAAGAAAGAUGAAGUUCUCCUCAUACUGAAAAAGAAACCUGAUGGCUGGUGGAUAGCUAAGAAUAUUCAUGGAAAUAAAGGUCUUGUUCCCAAAACCUAUCUGGAGCCCUGUGUUAAAAAGAAAGAGGACCCGGAAUACAGCGAAGAGGAAAGUGAAGAAGAUGUAGAGGUGGUAGAUGAAACAGCUGAUGGGACAGAGAUUAUACCACGAACUGAUUCUCAUUGGAGUGCCCUUAGAAAAGCUAUUACAGAGAGUAACACAGUUGAUGUGUUGACAGCUAUGGGAGCUAUUCCUGCAGGGUUUCGACCAUCAGCUCUUUACCAGCUCUUAGAAGAAGAAGAAAAAGGAAUUUUUUUUUCAGGGAAUCAGUUUCAAGCAGGUUACUUUUUACAGCCUGAACUUACCCCUUCGCAAUUGGCCUUUAAAGAUAUGAUAUGGGAUCCAGAAAAUGGCACUAUUAAACCCAGACCAAGCCGUGUGUCGUUGAUUCUAACCUUGUGGAGUUGUAAAAUGAUUCCUCUUCCAGGGGUGAGCCUACAGGUUCUCAGGAGGCACGUUCGCCUCUGCCUGUUUGAUGGAAGCAAGGUUCUUAGCAAUAUUCAUACAGUCAGAGCUACGUGGCAACCUAAGAAGCCCAAAACCUGGACCUUUUCUCCUCGGGUGACCGGUAUCUUGCCAUGCUUGCUUGAUGGAGAUUGUUUUAUUAGAUCCAAUUCUUCAUCACCAGAACUUGGAAUAUUAUUUGAAGUUGGAGUCUCUUAUGUUCGUAAUUCAACUGGUGAAAAAGGAGAGUUAAGUUGUGGCUGGGUCUUCCUAAAACUUUUUGAUGCCAGUGGAAUACCUGUUCCUCCCAAAACCUACGAACUUUACUUGAAUGGUGGUACUCCUUAUGAAAAAGGCGUUGAAGUGGAUCCUUCAGUUUCCAGACGAGCAGCCAGCAGUGUUUUUCAUCAGAUGAUGACAAUGAGGAGACAGCCUCAACUUCUGGUCAAACUGAGAUCUCUAAAUAGAAGAUCAAGAAGCCUACUGAGUCUACUACCAGAAACAUUAAUAGGAAGUAUGUGCUACGUUCAUCUGCUGGUAUUCUAUCGAGAAAUUCUUGGUGACGUGCUCCUGAAAGACAGGCUAAGCAUGCAAAAUGCUGAUUUAAUUAGUAGUCCAAUUCUAGCUACCUUUCCUAAACUCAUGGAGCAACCUGACCUGAUGGAUGUACUUAGGACUGCAUGGGCUGAAAAAGAAAGUACUUUCAAAAGAUCUGAAAAGAGAGAUGAAGAGUUUCUGAAGUCCAUGUUUAUCCUUGUGUACCAUGAUUGUGUGUAUCCGCUCUUACAUUCCACCCUCCUCCCACCAUUCAGAUGGGCAGAAGAAGAAACUGAAGCUGCUCGAUGGAAAUUCACUUCUGACUUCCUCAAGCGAAACCAAGAGAACUCUGGUGCUCUCCAUGCCUUACUGUCACCAGAAGGUGUUCAUGAACCUUUUGACAUUUCCGAGCAGGCCUAUGACUUCUUAGGAGAAGCUCGGAAGAAUGUGAAUUAAGUGUGAUUGGUCAUUGAGAUUCCAGUCCAGUGGGUACUGUCUGUAAGAAUAAAUGUAAACUCUAAGCAUCAUUUGAGCAGAAUGAUAGGAACCAAAUGGUUUGUGUCCAUUGUGGACUGUAUUUCUACUUUUCUAAUUUAGUGUAUUUUUUUUACUUUACCAAUUUACUGUAUUUUUAAAAAUAUAUACAAGAGUAUAUUUUGUAAGAAAUAAUUGUUCAAAUGUGUUUUAAAAUGACAAUUUUUAAAAUAGGAAAUAUUAUGAUUUCUCAAAGUAAAUUAAAAGCUGUUUCUACCCAGUGAUACUACUACUAGGCCCAUGCCUCAAAGAAAUCAAAGAGGAAAAGGACCCAUAAAAUAUUUAUAGGGGCUUAUUUUUAGUGGCAAAGAAGUACAGAUUGAGAGGGUACCCAUCAUUUUAAGAAUGGCUGAAUAAGUUAUGGUGAACGAAUGUAAUGGAAUAUUCUUGUAUGUAA
This is a messenger RNA of Phascolarctos cinereus (koala), 2731 nucleotides long. The record is from RefSeq and is a predicted model, not a curated record. NCBI's taxonomy places the organism in Eukaryota, Metazoa, Chordata, Mammalia, Diprotodontia, Phascolarctidae.